AUGUGGGGUUUGUGUGUGAUCUGUUGUAUAUGUUUUUGUGUUCUGGAGAUAAGGGCAGACAGAGGAAAGGAGAUAUUACCACCGAGGGAAAGCUCUAGCGGACACAAGGUACUACUAAAAAAAAGCGCAUGGAAUGGAACAGAAAAAGGAUUUUCUGCGAAAGAGCAGAACUUUUCAAAUGCACCAUCCAUUCUGCGAGAAGAAUCGGCAAAAAACAGUAGUACACAAGAAGAAUGGCCGAAUACAGAAAGUUCUUCAACUCCUAAGGAAUUGUUGUUUCUUGAUGCUCCUGGUAGUUCAACAAACAGUUAUCUAACAAAUGUGUCUAAGCUCAACAUAGCACUAAGUACAGCUCCAACAAACGUGUUGUCGACCAUUAAAACAGUGGCAUUAGAUCAUCUGAAAACUGAAGAACAAACAGCUGAUCCAUUAAGAGGAAAGACUAAAACUUUGGCAAUGGCGAUUAAAAUAUCAACGCAACCACCAAACGCAAUUAUUAAUGUCACAGAAAUCCCAACAUUCCAACCUAUGAAAACAUCUACUGAUCCCCCAGUGAAAACAGUAACCCCUGAUGCUAUUCAGAAAGUUUCUAAGAUCUUUGACAACUACAGGAAAAGAGCCAGUCAACUGGUUUCUUCUGCCAUGAAGCAGGUUUUACCAUCAUUAAUUCGAUACAGUUCCCAGGUUAAGUUAUCAAGUGGUUGCUCUACAAGUAUUUUUCAGAUCAUUUUAGGUUUACGAAAGUUAGAGGACUGGGCCUUAAAACUUUUAGACGCCUCUGGUAAGGUCCCUAGUGGUGUCCUACAUGGGACAAUCUCAGAACUGGGAGAUUAUGAAGAAUGUCAUGACAUCGUGGCGACGAACACUAGAGGUAGGGAGCUGUUUCAGGGGCAGUAUUGUUCUGCUUAUGUUCAGCCUCUUCAACCAGAUCACUUUGAGUACCAUGUCUACACAACCAACAAAUCGAAAGAAGCUGGUAUUCAUACUAUUCCAUACGAAGACAUACCGAUCAUGCCACCUGGUGCAGCACUUCUAGAUUUCUAUGCCAUCGAACUGUUGAAACAGGUGUUGGGAAACCAUUGUCCUUAA
This is a messenger RNA of Limulus polyphemus (Atlantic horseshoe crab), 1089 nucleotides long. RefSeq lists its product as uncharacterized. Bases 1 to 1089 code for a protein of 362 amino acids. The record is from RefSeq and is a predicted model, not a curated record. The transcript has 3 exons. Lineage: Eukaryota; Metazoa; Arthropoda; Merostomata; Xiphosura; Limulidae.